Arachis stenosperma is the source of this 1714-nucleotide messenger RNA. RefSeq names its product NEDD8-activating enzyme E1 catalytic subunit. The record is from RefSeq and is a predicted model, not a curated record. Bases 139 to 1491 code for a protein of 450 amino acids. The transcript is spliced from 8 exons. Gene Ontology annotation, cellular component: cytoplasm; nucleus. NCBI's taxonomy places the organism in Eukaryota, Viridiplantae, Streptophyta, Magnoliopsida, Fabales, Fabaceae. Gene Ontology annotation, molecular function: NEDD8 activating enzyme activity. Gene Ontology annotation, biological process: protein neddylation.
AACUAAUAUAUAAAAAAAGAGGAAGUAAGGUCCGAUUCCGAAGGAAAGAGCGUAAAAACGAAGCACAGAAGCAGGGUGUGGAACACAGAGGUGGUGGAGUGAGCGGGAGCGUGAGAGUGAGAGUGAUAGGUGGUUGCAAUGGCGGAGACUGCUGCAACGCAACCGAGCCGGUCUAGGGACCUCGACAAGCUCCUCCUUCGCCCCGGAAACCUAGUCGGCCCGAGGUUCGAACCAAGCGCCCAGCUCAGAGACGACGUCCAAAACCACGCCCGCGUCCUCGUCGUCGGCGCCGGCGGCUUGGGCUGCGAGCUCCUCAAGGACUUGGCCCUCUCCGGCUUCCAUAACCUCGACGUCAUCGACAUGGAUCGCAUCGAAGUCACCAACCUCAAUCGCCAGUUCUUGUUCAGGGUUGAAGAUGUUGGGAAACCGAAGGCUGAGGUAGCUGCGAAGCGCGUUAUGGAGAGGAUCAGUGGCGUCAACAUCGUCCCUCAUUUUUGCAGGAUCGAGGACAAAGACAUCGAUUUCUAUAACGAAUUCAUGAUUAUUGCUCUUGGUCUUGACUCCGUUGAAGCUCGCAGCUACAUCAACAACGUUGCUUGUAGUUUCCUAGAAUAUGAUUCUGAUGACAAUCCACUGGAAGAAACAAUCAAACCCAUGGUAGAUGGUGGUACUGAAGGUUUCAAGGGCCACGCUAGGGUUAUCUUGCCUGGGGUUACACCUUGCUUUGAGUGUACAAUUUGGCUUUUCCCACCUCAAGUGAAGUUUCCUUUGUGCACUUUGGCAGAAACCCCCAGAACUGCUGCCCAUUGUAUUGAAUAUGCACACUUGAUUAAAUGGAACGAGGCUCAUGGUGGGACCGCUUUUGAUCCUGAUAACCCUCAGCAUAUGAAGUGGGUUUACGAUGAGGCUGCUAAGAGGGCUGAGCUUUUUGGCAUUCCAGGAGUUACUUAUUCUUUUACCCAGGGUGUUGUGAAGAACAUUAUACCUGCAAUAGCUUCCACGAAUGCAAUUAUAUCAGCUGCGUGCACUCUUGAAACAUUGAAGAUUGCAACAGAGUGCAGCAAAACUAUGUCAAACUAUCUAACGUAUAAUGGAUCUGAAGGCCUCCAUACCAAAGUAGCGGAAUUUGAGAGGGACAAAGACUGCCUUGUCUGUGGUCCAGGUGUACUUAUUGAAGUGGACACUUCAGUCACAUUACAAAAGUUUAUGAAUCUUCUGGAGGAGCAUCCUAAAUUGCAAUUAACAAAAGCAAGCAUCACACACCGAGGUAAGAAUCUGUACAUGCAAGCUCCCCCUGUAUUGGAAGAGAUGACGCGAUCAAACCUGUGUUUGCCUCUUUUCGAACUUAUGGGUAAACUUUCCAAGGAUGUUAUACAUGUGAAUGGUAUGACAAACAAGAACAACCAAAAAGUCUCCUGUCUGAGAAAAUUACGAGUCACUUUCAAGGGAGUUGAUGGGGUUACUGAUAUGGAUACAGCUGGUGGAGCAUAAUUUUGGAAAUCCAAACGUACUUCACUGCUUGAAAUUUUCAAGGUUUGACAAGCAUAGUGACGUUAUCAGUCCUUAAGAUCUCAACAAAUUGCCAAUAUUGGUAAGGCAAGGUUGAUAGUUUCUACCCUGUAAAACUUAUUUAUAGAAAUUUGAUGAUAUGUUUUUUUAUUGUUGCCCACAUGGCCAUGAUCUUUGUCUAUUCAAUAUUAGCAUAUUCUUAGCU